This is a messenger RNA of Mytilus californianus (California mussel), 1489 nucleotides long. Its product is annotated as caprin-2-like. The transcript is spliced from 4 exons. Lineage: Eukaryota; Metazoa; Mollusca; Bivalvia; Mytilida; Mytilidae. The record is from RefSeq and is a predicted model, not a curated record. Gene Ontology annotation, molecular function: protein binding. Bases 143 to 994 code for a protein of 283 amino acids.
CGUCACGAAAUUUGAAUGUGCAUAUGUAUCGGUCGGGGUUUGUCCACAUCAAAGAAACUCGUCACUGGGCCGUUGAUCGGCCUUCUGAUACACACAUGUUUAAAGACGAUAGCGAGCUCACAUUUGGUUAAGUCAGUGUACAAUGUUUGUACACUUUUUUCUUUUUAUGAAUAUUUGGACAGUCUGCAGUUUCAAAGAAGAAGCAAAAGUUGACUUGAAUCAGCUACUUAGUGUUUUGAAAAUUCUGAAGACACAUUAUGAUCAGCUGAAAAACAAUGUAACCGACCUUACUAAAACAGUUGCUGAAUUAAAAAAGGAAAACGUUCAAAUCAAAACUGCAUGUAAAUGUGGUGCAACAACUACAAAUUCAAGUAAUGUUAAUGCAAAGAAGCCUACACCUACAAAUUCAAGUAUUGUUUAUGCAAAGAAGCCUACACCUACAAAUUCAAGUACUGUUGAUGCAAAGAAGCUUUCCCCUAAUAAUAGCUCAACGAAGCCAACACCUACAAAGUCAAAUACUGUUAAGCCAACAAAACAAGUAUUGCCAGUGGUACCUGCUGCCACUAAUUCUCAACCUGCACAGCUACGCAAAGCGGUAGGAUUUACUGCCGCACUAACUAGUGUUAUAAGUCUCGGGCAGCACCAACCUGUUGAAUAUGAUAAAGUUAUUACAAAUGUUGGAAAGGGUUUUGAUGCCCGACAUGGACAUUUUGUAGCACCAGUUAAAGGACUGUACAUCCUGUCAGCAACAAUACUAAACAGUGAAGGUAAAGAAAUGCAUAUGGAGAUGGUAAAAAACGGAGUUCAGCUCGUCGCUUUCUAUGCAGAUCCAGAUGAUUAUUCUAUGGGAAGCCAAACAAUUGUAUUAUCACUUAAAGCCAACGAUAUGGUAUGGAUAAGACAUUGCCGUGUAAAAAGACCCUCACCUAUUUAUGGGAAACCAGACCAACCAAUCAACACUUUCUCUGGUGCUUUAAUAGUACAGUUUGAUUAAAAUAAAAAUUAACAGUCAUUGAUCACGAUGUAUAGAUUAUAUCUUAUUGAAAUCAUUUUCAUUCAUAUAGCACAUAUAACAGAUCUCAAAUAGAGCACAUCAUUUGUAUUAUUCCACUGUUUAAGCAUAUUGAUAGUUUAAUCAAUAUUUGAUUGGUUGAGGCUAUCCCAUGUGUCAUUGAACAAAUCUUCAUAUUCCAUUCUGAGGAUCAUAUUCCCCUCUGAAAUGUCGGGAUUACUUCGUGCGACGUUACGCGCGGUUAAUGUACAUAACGUUUUGAACUUCUUAUUCUUCUUAAAAUAGCGAUAGCAAAAAUCAUUAUCAUGUUCAAAUUUAUUUCAGACGAUAAAACAAAAAGACUUAUUAUUAGAUUUUGAUCCUUACUGUUUAUCAAUGGGUAUGUCGUGUUUAGUUUGACUUACAAAAACAAGCGGAUAAGGAAAAAAAAUGUAUGCAAAAUAAUAUUAAAUGUAUUGAUAGUAAACAAAGCAUAGG